Messenger RNA from Dermochelys coriacea (leatherback sea turtle), 531 nucleotides. RefSeq names its product C-type lectin domain family 12 member B-like. The transcript is spliced from 4 exons. The record is from RefSeq and is a predicted model, not a curated record. NCBI's taxonomy places the organism in Eukaryota, Metazoa, Chordata, Testudines, Dermochelyidae. Bases 58 to 531 code for a protein of 157 amino acids.
AGCUGUCCUAACAAUGCCCAAAAUUCAUCCAAAGAACUCCAUGUCAAUGCUUCAGUGAUGCUGGCCAAAUUAAAAGAAAACCUGUGUGGAGAGGAAGAGAGCAGAAAAGCAGAACAUGCCCCAUGUGAGUACUGCCCAUUCAGCUGGGUUCUGCAUGAGAGGAAAUGCUACUACUUUUCUGAGAAGAAGAAAACCUGGAGUGAUAGUGAGAGGUACUGCAGCUCCCAGACAGCUAGUCUGUCUGUGAUUGACAGCGAAGAGGAGAAGAACUUUAUAACAACCAUGCUGACGAAAGUACGUGGCUACAGCUGGCUUGGACUCACAAAGGAGAACAAAAGAUGGAUGUGGGUGACUGGAGAUGUAUUACUGCCAGAAAUGUUUCAUAUGAAAGAAGGCAGCAGCAGCAACUCCACCUGUGCAGUUUUCCAUGUGACUAGUAUUCAGGCUGAGAUGUGCUUCAAUCCCAACAAAUGGGUCUGUGAGAAAAACACCAUGGAAUUUCCAACCCUAUUUGAACACUUGCAGGACUGA